Messenger RNA from Desarmillaria tabescens, 2245 nucleotides. RefSeq names its product aldehyde dehydrogenase. Bases 273 to 1814 code for a protein of 513 amino acids. The record is from RefSeq and is a predicted model, not a curated record. NCBI's taxonomy places the organism in Eukaryota, Fungi, Basidiomycota, Agaricomycetes, Agaricales, Physalacriaceae. Gene Ontology annotation, molecular function: aldehyde dehydrogenase (NAD+) activity. The transcript is spliced from 16 exons.
UGUUUCAAGUUUCUCGAACUUCUCUCCAGAAAUUCGGCUGAGCCUUCAGUGACUUGUGCACAAGAUGACUCAGUCAGCUCUAAAUCCCGACUUCGCCCUUUCGAUGUUCCUAAUAGUUGCAGACGACUCUUCACGUUAGAAACACGGCGCUAGGCUGAAACAAACUUAUAUAUUGCGAAGUAUUUCAGAAAUAAAUGAACACGUAAGUAAAUCCGUACAAGAACCCAAACGGCGACCGGCCCACACAUCGGAUGCUAUAAAAGGGUCGCAUAAUGUUCCCAAUUUCUUUGACCAACGCCAUGUCAUCGCAGAUAUUCUCUUACAAUUUUGAUACGCCUACCUUCAGAGGCACGACCAAGGUCCACACCGGUCUUUUCAUCAACGGGAAAUUCGUUGAUCCUAUCGAAGGCGGCUCUAUCAGUAUAACCAACCCAGCUACCGGGAAAACAAUUACCUCUGUUGCUGGGGGAACGAAAAAGGACGUCGAUAUCGCAGUCAAAGCAGCCAAAGAGGCUUACAAAACCUCAUGGGGCCUCAAAUGCCCUGGGGCUCGGCGGGGAAGGCUUCUUUCCAAGCUUGCAGAUCUUAUAGAGCAACAUGCGGACGAAUUAGCUGCCUUGGAAACUCUGAAUGUCGGAAAACCGUUUACUGCAGCUAAAAACGUUGAUGUUGCUGGUACAGUCGACGUUCUGAGGUACUUUGCCGGAUGGGCAGACAAAAUUCAGGGGAAAGUGAUUGAGACUAGCGAGGACAAACUCAGUUACACUCGUCAUGAACCUUACGGUGUUGUGGGUCAAAUCGUUCCGUGGAACUUCCCAAUGUUGAUGGUAGGGUGGAAACUUGGCCCAGCCCUUGCUACAGGAAACACGGUCGUUCUGAAGCCAUCCGAAAUAACACCAUUGACCGCUCAGCGCCUUUGCGACUUCAUUAUCGAGGCUGGAUUCCCACCGGGUGUUGUCAACGUUGUCAAUGGCUACGGUCAUAUCGUUGGACAAGCGAUCAGCGAACAUCCUGAAAUCGCCAAGGUCGCUUUCACCGGCAGUACCCUGGUGGGAAGAAAGGUCCAAGAAGCAUCUGCCAAGUCGAAUUUGAAAGCUGUUACCCUUGAGCUCGGAGGGAAGAGCCCAUGUAUCGUCUUUGAUGACGCGGACGUCGAUCAAGCUGUGAAAUGGGCGGCCUCGAGUAUUUUCUUUAACGCGGGCCAAAUAUGUGCAGCCUCGUCGCGGAUCCUCCUCCAAGAAGGCAUUUAUGACACGUUUGUUGAAAAGUUCACCGCGACUGCCAAGAGUCUACAACAGGUUACGGGUGAUCCCUUCGCUGCCGAAACUCAGCACGGACCUCAAGUCUCACAGACACAAUUUGACCGUGUCAUGAGCUAUCUUCACUCCGCAAUGGAGGAUGGAGCCCAGUUCCACAUCGGUGGAGAGAAACACGAGGCUUCUGAAGAAGGGUUCUUCAUACAGCCGACCAUCUUCACUGGUGAAAACAGUAUGAAAGCGGUCAAAGAGGAGAUUUUCGGGCCCGUUGCUGCGCUUAUCAAGUUCAAGACCGAGGAAGAAGCGAUCAAAUUGGCCAACGACUCGCUUUACGGUCUGGCUGCGGCAGUCUUCUCAGAGAAUUCGAGCACCGCUAUCCGGGUGACUCACGCGUUGGAGACUGGUACUGCCUUUAUUAACUGCUACGGUGUUCCGGGACCUAGCCUACCAUUUGGAGGCUAUAAGCAGUCUGGUAUUGGCAGAGAGGGCGGCGAAUACGCACUGAACACGUAUACGCAAGUCAAGGCUGUGCACCUAAAUGUUGGGACGAAGAUAUAAGUAGGUUGAGAAGCUUCGUGUCUAUUUGGUAGAACCUUGGUCCUUCGCAUGCGCAUGUGAGGCCGAGAAAUAGAUAGCAGUUUUCCCGCAAAAGAAUCACGGAAACAUCGAUGUGCAUCUUAUCAUUCACGAGACGCGUGUGGGAAGGUACGCAGUAGGCAAUGGGUCUUCCCUUCUAUGCGGUUGGCUUUGUGUACGCCCUUCCUUUUCACAGAACCAUAGGACACCGCCUCGUUUUUCCAUCUUGAUAUCACGCAAGGCUGCGGCACGUCCCUUAUCUCAUAGGUGCAAGCGCCGGUCUCUAUUGUCAGCUGCCUCGUUGUGAUAUCUUUACGUGGAUAGUAUGGUUCUCUGGCACUUAAUUGCUCGAUCCAGACUCGUCAGCUGUGGGUGUAAGGGAUGCGAAUUUCUAUAGACUCAUGAUUGCAUCA